Desarmillaria tabescens is the source of this 296-nucleotide messenger RNA. RefSeq lists its product as uncharacterized. The transcript has a single exon. The record is from RefSeq and is a predicted model, not a curated record. NCBI's taxonomy places the organism in Eukaryota, Fungi, Basidiomycota, Agaricomycetes, Agaricales, Physalacriaceae. Bases 19 to 207 code for a protein of 62 amino acids.
UCCCAACCCUCCGUAUCCAUGUCCGCCCCCCCCGAUUUCAGCACGAAAUCAUUUUCGUUGUACAAACCCGGAAGAUCACCCUAUGAUCAGCUGCUACCGCAGAAUUAUCUAGAGAUGGUGUCCGAGGAGGCGAAGGAAGCAUUCAAAGCGGACAAGUUCCAGUGGGAUAAGGUCCCUGACUGGAUACCUCCGGCAGAGCUACGGUGAUGUGGAUUUUGUACAUAUUAUAAUGAUUUUUGAUCUAUACUUGUAGUCACUCGCUAUCGUCGCUAAAAUAGGACGCCGUUAAUAUGAGC